Messenger RNA from Candidula unifasciata, 524 nucleotides. NCBI's taxonomy places the organism in Eukaryota, Metazoa, Mollusca, Gastropoda, Stylommatophora, Geomitridae. The record is from the annotation of a GenBank genome assembly.
AUGGCAUGCACAGCCAAGGCACGGAUGCGCACGGUAACUCUGACCAGGGCGACGCGGGAAGAGAUGCUGCAUUUCUCCAUACUUGGUGGGUUAGAGAGGAAUCAUGGGAUCUUUAUCACCAAAGUACAGCCAGAGUCUAAAGCUGCAGAAGCGGGACUGAAGAGAGGGGAUCAGAUUCUGGAAGUGAACGGUCACAAGUUCCAACAUAUUUACUACAACAAAGCUCUGGAAAUUCUCCGGGGAACAACUCACCUGUCUGUGACAGUCAGGUCCAACUUGCAGGAAUUCAAAGAAAUGCUGAGGACUUCGAAGAACACUCCUCGCAAAGUGAAACGAGAAGAUGGAAAUAUUCCUAACCCCAAACAGAGACUCUCUGUCCCUGACCUUGAGUCAACGCUGUCAGUGUUUCAGACAGAACCAGUAGAUGAAAAGAAGACAGAGAAACGAGGUGGAAUUUUUGGGUCCAACUCACGACUGCGAAAGGCCCUAACUCGAAUUAACUUUAUGCCUAAAAGUUCUAAUGG